Molecule: messenger RNA, 941 nt
Organism: Trichomonas vaginalis G3
Lineage: Eukaryota; Parabasalia; Trichomonadida; Trichomonadidae
Product: protein of unknown function, DUF4106 family
Exons: 1
Source: RefSeq, a predicted model, not a curated record
AUGAAUGCUGACUUUAAGAAUGCCUUCGAAGCUCUUCAUAGUAAGGUGAAACUAGUGAACGACUUCUCAUCUGGAAAGAAACUGAAGUCUGAAGGUUUCGACAAAGAGUUAAGAGAAGUAGCACAAAAUAUGACGAAAAUAACAGAUGCAGCAACUAGACAGGCAGUUCAAAGUGCCUAUGACGCCGUUAGAGCAACUGUUGUGGAAAGUCAAGAAAAAGAGUUACAACAGACCAAAACAGACCUAGUAAAUGCUUUCUUAAAAACGAAAAGUCAGGUAGGACAUUAUGCUGCAGAUGGAACAUAUGUGCCAGCUGGUGGAACUUAUAUACCACCAAACCCUCCAAGAGAAGCACCUGCACCAGGACUACCUAAAACAUUUACAUCGUCACAUGGACACAGACACAGGCAUGCACCAAAACCAACACAACAACCAACAGUUCAAAAUCCAGCACCACAACAACAACCAAAACCAACAGUUCAAAAUCCAGCACAGCAACCAACAGUUCAAAACCCUGCACAGCAACCAACAGUUCAAAAUCCAGCACCACAACCAAAACCAGAGCAAAACCCUGCACAGCAACCAACAGUUCAAAACCCUGCACAGCAACCAACAGUUCAAAACCCUGCACAGCAACCACAAACAGAGCAAGGACAUAAAAGAAGUAGAGAAAAAGGAAACCAAGAAUUCUUAAAAAUGCUUAAGGAAGAUUAUGGUUACCCAGAUACUCUUGACUUUAGUGACAGAUAUAAAGAAGCUAUUAGAAAGUUCAAGGAAGGAAAUACUGACCCGAACCUAUUUAGCUUUAUGGUUCAGCAUCAAAUGGGAUAUAAUCUCAAACCUGGAAAAUACAAGCUCGCUAAGGGAUAUGAUUUAAUAGCAUAUCAUCCAAAUGACAUGAAUGAAUUUACUCCGAGAUAUUUGAUGUCAGAGCUAAAUGA